CGACUAUUCCCCCUCUCCUGAAUAGCACAUCUAACAACCUCCAUCUAAGCUUCAGCUCGGAUAUAAGUGUCUCAGCUGCUGGUUUUCACUUGGAAUAUACAGCUAUUGGUCUGGAGUCAUGUUCCGAGCCACAGACGCCAAACUAUGGAAUAAGGCAAGGAGACCGAUUUAUGGUGGGAGACGUCGUACAGUUUUUAUGUGAACAAGGAUACUCUCUUCAGGGCAAUGCUCAUAUCACCUGCAUGCCUGGACCUGUGAGAAGAUGGAACUACCCUGUGCCACUAUGUCUCGCUCAGUGUGGUGGGUCUAGGAAAGAAGUAAGUGGAGUGAUUUUAAGUCCUGGUUUCCCCGGCAACUACCCCAGUGGAUUAGACUGCACAUGGACAGUCAACUUACCUGUGGGCUUUGGAAUCCACCUUGCGUUUCUAAACUUCUCCACCGAAGCGAUCCACGAUUACUUGGAGAUCCGCAGUGGAACCCUGGAGAUGGGCUCGGUGAUCGACCGGUUCAGCGGCCCGGUCACCCCCAAGUCUCUGUUCAGCACCACCCACCAGACCAGCUUCUUCUUCCACAGCGACUACUCACAAAACAAGCCAGGGUUCCACAUCACAUAUCAAGCCUACCAGCUUCAGAGUUGUCCAGACCCUCGGCCUUUUCGAAAUGGCAUCGUGAUUGGCACAGAUUUCAGCGUAGGGAUGACGGUGUCGUUUGAAUGUCUGCCCGGAUACUCUCUGAUCGGCGAGGCGUCGCUCACAUGUUUACACGGAAUCAGCAGGAACUGGAAUCACCCACUGCCACGAUGUGAAGGUAACACAGAACUAACUGUGUCAGAAUGA
Notothenia coriiceps (black rockcod) is the source of this 836-nucleotide messenger RNA. RefSeq names its product CUB and sushi domain-containing protein 3-like. Lineage: Eukaryota; Metazoa; Chordata; Actinopteri; Perciformes; Nototheniidae. The record is from RefSeq and is a predicted model, not a curated record. Bases 171 to 836 code for a protein of 221 amino acids. The transcript has 6 exons.